CGACAUUAUAUAAUGGCAGCAAAGGAAUUGCGUAAUUUAGUAUUUGUUUCUGGAAACAAAAACAAGCUCAUUGAAGUCCAGGCCAUUCUGGCUGAUACUGUGAAUGUAGUUUCGCACAAGGUUGAUUUGCCCGAACUUCAAGGGACGUCACAGGAUAUUGCCAAGGAGAAAUGCAAGAUGGCAGCAGAAAUUCUCAAUGGACCUUGUAUUACUGAAGAUACAAGCUUGUGCUUCAAUGCAAUGAAAGGUCUUCCUGGACCAUACAUUAAAUGGUUCUUUGAUGCUCUUGGACACGAUGGCUUGAAUAAGAUGCUUGAAGGCUUUGAAGAUAAGUCGGCCUAUGCACUCUGUACUAUUGGAUUUUGCAAGGGUCCUGGGCACGAGCCCAUUAUAUUUGAAGGAAAAACCAAUGGAAAAAUUGUGCCACCUCGUGGAUCUGGCAAAUUCGGGUGGGACGCUAUUUUUCAACCAGAUGGGUUCGAUCAAACAUACGCUGAACUUUCCAAAGAGAUCAAGAAUACCAUCUCCCACCGAUACAGAUCUCUUGAACUUCUCAAGACCCAUCUUGCCCAAGAACAGGCUAAAUGAUUGCUAACUAUCUAAUAAUAUAAUGAUCGAAUGAUCGGAUGAUCGGAUGAUAUGUGUAUGUGUAUGUGUAUAUGUAUGUGUGAGCCUGGUGAUCUUGUUGUAAGUAAGGUUAAAAAUAAAAAUAAACCCACCGAAAAUGGAUUUUGGAUCUAA
Phycomyces blakesleeanus NRRL 1555(-) is the source of this 741-nucleotide messenger RNA. RefSeq lists its product as hypothetical. The coding region runs from base 13 to 588 and encodes 191 amino acids. The transcript has 7 exons. The record is from RefSeq and is a predicted model, not a curated record. Lineage: Eukaryota; Fungi; Mucoromycota; Mucoromycetes; Mucorales; Phycomycetaceae. Gene Ontology annotation, biological process: nucleoside triphosphate catabolic process. Gene Ontology annotation, molecular function: nucleoside triphosphate diphosphatase activity. Gene Ontology annotation, cellular component: cytoplasm.